Parus major (Great Tit) is the source of this 16505-nucleotide messenger RNA. RefSeq names its product exonuclease 3'-5' domain containing 2 (gene EXD2). Lineage: Eukaryota; Metazoa; Chordata; Aves; Passeriformes; Paridae. Gene Ontology annotation, biological process: nucleobase-containing compound metabolic process. The transcript is spliced from 9 exons. Gene Ontology annotation, molecular function: nucleic acid binding; 3'-5' exonuclease activity. Gene Ontology annotation, cellular component: nucleus; cytoplasm. Bases 8736 to 10601 code for a protein of 621 amino acids. The record is from RefSeq and is a predicted model, not a curated record.
UUGUUAUGGUUAUGAUGAUUUUUCUUUAGCCAGCCAUGGCAGAGAGGUGUUAGACACUCCGCCGCUUCCUGAUCCCGCUGGCUCCUCCCCGCUUCCCUCAGCAGCUGAUCCUCAGCUGCAGCCCGCGCCUGCCGGCCCGGCUCUAGCGUGGCGCCGCCGCCGGUUAAGUCGCUGCUGGAGCGGCGCGGGGGUACAGACACACUCGCCCCUGCGGGGGGACGGUAACGUUCGCCACUCCGGGGACGGACACUUCGCCACUCUAAGGACUUCCUGGGGCAAGGACAAUAUUCGUCGCUGCGGGGACUUGCAGGAGAUGGGACACACUCGCCGCUGAGUGUGUCACUAUUCGCACACUGCGGGGACCUUUUGGGGCAAGGACGCGUUCGGCACUCGGAGGAGCCGACGGGGAACGGGUGCACCCGUCACUCGGAGGAGCCGCGGGAGGACGCGUCCCGCCGCCGCUCAGCCGGCCCGGCGGAGUGACCUGCGCCGCCGGCGGCCCCGCGACCGGCACGGAGGUGGCGGUGGGCGGGCAGGUGCUCCCGCCGAGAGGUGAAGGGGAAGGGAGCGCUCCGGACCACGCCCGGCCCACCUCAAGGCAACGGGCGGGCAACGCACCUGAGGGAUGAGGGGAAAAAUAGCUCGGGUGCGGGGCCGGUUUGCAGUGGAGCUUGUCCUCUGUAAAUGCUGAGUGAUUUCUGCGGGAUUUUAAAGCAUUAGGGCUUUAGAAUUCAGUUUGGGUUUUUUUGUUGUUGUUGUGGUUGUUUUCCUCUAUGAUAGCUAUUAUGGGGCUAUCCGAGGUUUCAUAGCUUGCUCUCUCCUGCUUCUUCCCGAGCAACACCGAAAACAGGAGGGCCAUCACAACUGAGUCAGUAGACCUUUUCUGCAGCCCUUGGAAGACUGCUGGAUGUACAGAUGAAUUUUCUUUCCCUUAUCCUGCAGUGUCAACUAAACCCCAAAAUGCGGCUGGGCUAACCAGGUGGAAGUGAUCUGUGUUGUCCUUCACUGUAACAAUAGCCCAACCUUUACCUUACUGGAAUAAGAAUAUCUUUUCUCUUUCACCUGUACCUCUCAGGUAACCUCUGGUGCCAUGUAAGGCAAUGGGAGUGUCAUUCAAAGGGUGAUGUCUGUGAGGUGCUGCACAGACCCCCAGUCCUACCUUGCAGCAUCUGACUGCAUGCUGCCUGUGCACAAAGUCAACAGCUUGAACCUUUCAGGUCUGUAUUUCCUCGUGGCACCAGUAGCUAGGGAAGAUACAGUUUUGAAAAGGUGAGAUGAAUUAGCCUGACCAUCCUGGCCAUCUCUGUGUAGCACUACAUCUGCUAGGAAUUAGGAGUCUUCAGACUUUAAAAUAAGCCAAGGGAAAAACCAUGCCUGACUUCCACAUAAACCAUGGUGUGGAAAGGUGACAGUACUGUUAGACUGCUGCCAUAUUCCGGUGACAGCUUUUCCACGGAAACAGAAAUUUCAUUAUAGAAAGUCAGUUAAGUGCUUUGGGUUUCUUCUUGGUUAAGACUGUAGAAAGAGCAUCAAAUCCUGCCUAAACCAAGCUUUUUUAUUUGACAGCACUAUAGCCUUAAUUUUAACACAUAAUAAAAGUAAAUAAAAAACUUUCUCUUCUAACUGGGAAUAAAAAAAUAAUGUAAGAAGUUACGUUAACAGUGUUAACAUUAAAAAUUAACAAUGCUUCACAACUGAAGUGAAAACAGACCAGUAAAUCUCUUCUAAUCUGAACUGUACAUAAGGGUCUUUUCUAGUUACAGUUGUUGGUGGCCAACUAUUGCAACGUAACACAUCUAGCCACUUCAAUAUAGAGAGGCAAAGAUGCUGUCCACCAUGGUUUGUGUUUAUUACCUUAGCUUCAGACACAGAUAAACUUCAGACAUGCUAUAAAAUCAUAUUUUAUAGCUCUGUUGCUUGCAUCCCAUGACAUUCUGCACCAUUACAAUUAUAUCAGAAACUGUUCAUCACUUCUAAAUUCCCAACAUGUGGUUCAUUUAUUCCCCUUUCCUAAAGUAUUGUUCAGGUUAAAUAUACUUGAAUACCUUUGGUUUCUGUACUGAAAUAAAUAUGCAAUAUAAUAAAAUCUCCAGUGCUUUUUCUCCACGUUCUGGAUCCAGUCUCUAGGAAAGCUGUGUACUUACAUGGUUUUGCAUAGAAAUAAAACUAUUUCCCAAGCCCCCAGUUCCAGGAUUUUAAAGAAAUAUUUAACUGAGUUUGGUUUUGUUUUGUUGGGUUGUUGUAUUUGUGGGGUUUUUUUUCUUGUUUGUUUUUGCGGGGUUUUUAAAAUCAUAUUUCUAAGCAGUCAGAAUUUAAAAGAAAAAUAAUAGCAGACUGCCAGUCUGUUCUGCUGAAUGACAUGACCAUAUAGGUUAAAAAACUGGACUGGUAAGCAUUCUUUUCAUUCUGAUUCCUUUCUUUGAAUUAAUUUUGAAUAUAACAUCUAAGGAACUUAUCAUAGGCUAUACAAGUAAUAUCUUCCUUGGAAAACAACAGGUUGCUCUGUUAAUAAAGCCAGAGUGCUAUUAUCACUCCAAAGCACAUACACUGUUGUCCUGAGUCAUACUGAAGUAGCACCAGUGAAGCAUCUUUGUCUAUCUUUAAAGGAACAUUCUGCAGCUUGCAAUGGAAUUGAUGUACUGACAGCAGUUAGUCAAACAGACCAAACUUCAUAAAGUUGCUGUUCUGGGGGACAUGUUAGCUUGAGGGGUUGUCACAGACCAAGUUGGAUGGAGCUUGGCCAGACUGAAAGGACACAGGAAGCCAGACUCUAAAUACUGUUGAGCUGCUUAAUUCUGUAGGAUGUUUAUAGUCUACUCCAUGUCUCAAAAGUAGCAUGAAAUCAAGCACAACAAAUGUCUUGACUGGUAUUUCAACAAGUAGGCAACAGAGUGGAGGAGUUAACUGGAAAGGAAAUUAGAGAUAAUGAACAGGGUGAUGACUUGCUGUAGAUGCCCUUGGAAAUGAAGGUAAGUAAAUAAUGUUUACAGAAGAGGGAACCAGGAGAAUCCUUCAAAUAGAGAAGUGAUGUGGUUAGAGUAAUGAUCUAUGUAAACAAUCUUGGGUUGCAGUUUCAGAGUUGCUAAUUCCAAAGCUGUGCAGAGCCCAGUCUCUCAGCAGUACUAAAUUGAUCUCGAUGGCGUAUGGCCAUGGUGUCACAUUGCUCUCCUAUUAGCUUCUGUCCAUGCUACAGAAUUUCUGUUUUGCUUCUGGAAGGAUUGGCAAUAACUGAUCAUAGCUUACUGUCUGCUGUUACAAAGUUAUUCCUUCAACAUUUUUUUCUGAAAAAAUUUGAAUUGGGAGAAUCAGUUAAAUUGCAUUAAUUGUUUCCAUUUGAUGGCUGUGGUGUAUUUGAUCAUUAAUAGGAAUCCUACAGUCAGCUUGUGUCACAGUUGUCAGACUGUGGCAUUUCCAGUGGCCAAUGCCUGUUGUCUUAGGAACUGUGUUGGUUAAUGGUGGGUGGAGAGGUAUUAGGAUAGUCUUUGUCUAUCAGCAAGAGAACAAGGGUCUUAGCUGCAAGGAUGGAUCAAAGGACUGUUUUGGAGCUGCCACAUGGAAGCUGGAAAACAAGUUUUAUAUACCCUGGGUGCUAGGAUCUAGAGACAUUUCAGUCAGACCUGACAGCUGACAAGCUUGAGUGGCAGGUAAAUUGGUGAUGCUAUCCACAGAUACAAAGAAGAUAAUAAGAGGGCUUUCAGGGAAGAGUUCUAGUUCUGCUGAGCUCUAAUUUCCUGCUAGUCAUUCACAGAAGAGAGAAGACUGUGUUUUGAGUUUGGAUAGGGGGAGGUAUCUCAUCUGAAAUACAAAUAAAUUAAUAUCUCUCUGCAGAUGAUUUAUUGAUUUGCUCCUUUCCCUAGAGCUAACUCAAAGAUAAUGUAGGAGGACAACAGAAGGAUAUGGCUCUCUGAGAGUCUGUCAAACACUAGAAAUGAAGUCUUAAAUAGGUAAAAAGUAUGUAAGUGAAGCAUGGUUGAUUGUAUCAGGUGAGAAAGGAUGAGAGUUAACUACUUUUUUUGGGGUUCUGUUGAGCCUUUGAUUGGCUUUGGUUAAUCCAGAGUGGAAACGGAGAGGUUUGGACACAGAUAGCUGGAUGUCUAUGGAGUGAGUCAGAGAGAGUGAAUGCAUAAUUAGGAAAGUGGAGCAGAGUCAAAGGCUUUUAUUUGUUUAUUUAUGACAAUAUUUUUUAUUUUUGAGGGGAAACAGAAAGAAUAAACCAAGAAGACCACAUAAUAUUUUAGCCAUAUAAUUUUUUUAAAAAAAUAAUUUUGCUUGUGUAAUUUAUUCCCUAGAGUGAAAAUUUGGUGGCUUCUGGGCUUUUCUCCUUUUGCUUACUUUCAUGGAUCAGAAAGAUAGGAAAAACAAGGAUUGUUUUCUCAAAUGUCUCCCCUUGGGACUUGCUGUUCUGCUAUGUAGGUUUAACAUGCAGCUAAGCCAAUCUAAUGAUUUAUGGCCACUGAAAGGUGGCUUUAUUUUUUUGUGGUUCUAUGUUCUGUCCUUUUCUUUAUGCUGAUGCUGCUACUUAUUCGACUUGCUUGUCUGCCAUGUGUUUAUUUUCCUCAUGGAAGUGUCCCAAUGAGUGCCAAAAUCAGCACAAGCUAGUCUGGAGUGCCCAGUUGGGAGAUUAGUUUUGGAGAUGGGGGAUGUCGUAUUCUUAGCAGCCAUAAACUGUGAGGCUGACUCAGAGUGCCUUCUGUACUUAACUACUGGGGUAAGAUAAGCAGCUCUUCAAGAAAUGGAAUAGUGAAAUUCCUCUCUGUUUCUAUAUAAGCAAUGAGAAGAGUUGGCAGUUAAGGAAGAAAUACGUUGAUGAUGAUCAAUGUUAAUACAACUCAUCCCCAUGGGAUUAUCUGGCAUUUUACAGCUCUGAGUUUUUUUCAGAUUCUUUGCAAAACCUGCAAACUCUGCCAGUAAGCUACCUCCAGUGAGCUACCACUGACUCAUCUUUUGGCUUAGGAUGUAGUUUCACUGAGAUCUGGCUGUACGAUGACUUAGUACAAGGAGUUAAACCAGAAGAAAAUCCAGUUUUUUUCUGGGAUAGCUUUCUGCUCAUUUAAUUCCUUGAAUCAAGCAGGCACCAGUAUUUGCAGAAUUGAGGCUGCAGAAGAAUGCUGACAGGUAGAAGGGGGAAGCAGAACUGUCUUUUCAAAAGAAGCUAAACCUUCUAUUCAUAUCCACCUUGUUGCAGUGUGAGACUUCACCUUUAGGACCUGGCUUCACAGUUGAUUGAAACUGAUCUCAUUCUGACUACUCUGGAAAGAAACCCUACUGCCUUCCUGGUAUCAACCCUGUUAAAACAAACCCUGCUCAAAAUGGCUUGUUUGCAUAUGUAGUCAUGGGGUUACUAGCAUCGACAGAAGGAAGAUAAAUCACAUUAGGAGAUGAAAUGUGAGUUUGGCUUUUUUCUGUAGCUUGGGAUGGGGCCCCAAAGAGAGUGUUAUUAAUGAGCUAGUGGGGACUACAUGCAGCUCUCUGCUCAUUGUCUGCUACCAGCAAUUUAAGUCUUCACUGGAGCCUCUCUCCUUUGAUAUUCCACGAUCAUUGAUUUUCCUUUGAACACUGACUCAUUUACCCUAGUCUUCUCCCUCCUAAAGGAUGAGCUAAUGUCAUUAUAAAAAUAAUUCUUUUUUUCUGUGAUCAGCAGAACAAGUGAAGCCUGGUUUCCUAUGGAUUUGUCCUGAUGUGGUACUGCUGUGCGGAUUCUUGUAUGUAUAUUAAACAGUGUCUGCACAUGCUUACCAUUUUAUCACUGACAGCUUUAUUAGGACCUGUUCCAUCCAUUUGGCUUUGCACUUCACUUAAGUUACCUCUGUACAAAUUUAGAUGGAAUUUAGCAAUGGUUUAAACAUGCUUCUUUUGGCAAGGAAAGUGGGGGAAGUAAUGAGACCCAGAGGCAGAAACACUAACAUAGAGUAAUUUCAUAAGCCUUCUUUCCUUAGGAAAUAAGGCUAAAAAUUAGUCUUUUGACAGUGACCUCUGCAGAGACUUCAGGCCAGGCUACAGACACAGAAAAGUUAAUGUUGCUGUUUACCAUGUAAAGGCUUCCAGUUACCUACUGGUAACAGAUUUCUUGUAAGUAAGGCUAAGCCAGCAGUUAGUGUUGCUCACUUGGUUCUCAUCUUCAGCAAUGUCUCUAUCAGGUUUUGGGAACUUGUGGUGUAGUUUUUGUUUUGUUUUCUUUGUUGUUGUUUUUGUUGGGCUUUUGUUUUGUUUUUUGUUGUUUUGUUUUGGCUUUUUGCCAGUGUGCACUUAUGCAUCAGUUGCUUUCAUUUAUUUUUAAUUUAAUCUUUAUACUUGAAUAAAUGUAGAUAUAAGACAAGAUGUUAGAGAGACUUGUGGCUUACAGGAUUCUAAUGUCAGUGAUGCCAUGAAAAAUAAUGGCUUUAAAUGCAACCAGGGAUAUGAUCAGAGGAUCAUACUUGGGAGAAAAGCUAGCAGCUUCUCUGUGAGAUUUUCGCUGUGUAAUAAAUAUUGGGGUUUUUAUUGUAUUUUUCUCUGUUGUAAAUUUACACUUCUAUUACUUUAGCAACUAAAAUAAACAACUUGUAAGAGGAAAACAUGCUUUUUCAGAUUUCUGGGUGGAUGCCAGUUUAUUACAAAGGGGCCAGCUUAUUACAAAGGGUCCACCUGCAAACAACCUUUGCAGAUUUGUUCAGCAUUCUGUGCUUAUCUUGAGCUCUGAGAGUUCUCUUAAGGAUGCCAUGCCUACCCCACAGUAGGGCAGCUGGAUCCUGGAGCCCAGCAGCAUCAUCUUCUUGGUUCUCUUUCCAAUCACUUGGGCCUUGAAACGUCUGUUCUGUCCCCAGGUGUUACCUUUUUUCCUUGAACUAGUUUAUAGAUGGAUCAGUUCCAUGAUUUUCUGACCCUGUCAUUACAGAAAUGUGCAUGCUGGAGCAAGGGAGCAGGGAGUGAGCAGUCAGUCACAGGUACAACAGGAAGUGUGGGACUAUCUGUCCAAGUGGUAAUCCAGGUUUAUGCUAGAUUCCAGUGAUGAUACAGAACAAAGCACUGUACCUUGAAGGAUAUGUGUAAAGGGAAGAGAGAGGGAGAGAAACAGGCAGAACAUGUCCCUCCAACUGUGGGAACUCAAAUAUUGCCAGACACCGCCAGCAUUCUCUCCUGAGCAUGCAUAUGAUGCACUUCUCUGAGCACAAGUCAUGUGAGAAACUUCAUAGUGCUGGCCCCUGCUUGGUGACCUGCACUUCAGCUGGUCAGCUGUGUCUGCUGCAUCAGAACAUAAGGGAUGGAUGGAGAAGUUGGGGCCAAGCAGGCCUUCCCUCUAGAGGAGAAUGAACCAGAGACAAGAUGUGAGUUACUGCAGAGAAAUUGCAAUGCUUUGUAACUCAGUGAAUUAAUAUAAAAAUGGAUAAAAAAAUUCUUCACUGUAGAGCAAGACUGAGAGGUUUUGCAGAAACACUUAAGACACAGAAGGUGUAACUCUAAGGUAUAAAGAAUUUGUACAUUCAAAAUAUGCAAGUGAAUACAUGCAAAAACAAAACUGAUCCUACCCCCAGCACCAGUGAGAUCUGAAAUGGCCACAUCAUGCUGGCAUAGAUCAGGUCAUCAGAACAAGUAGCUCCUUAACCUUUAAUAGCAUUGCCAUGUUAUUUCUGAUAAGGAGGGCCUUCUUUGCUCAGAAAACUGUUACUCUGGAAAUCUAUGUUCCUUGUGAGUUAUCACAAUGCCUGUACCUCCUUCCUCAGUUAAGAAAAAAGGGGGAAAAUAAAGACAAGUUACAGACUGAAAAAAAUACUGCUUCUAUAGGAGAUUUUUGCCAAAUCCAGCCAUUAGCUUUGUUGCACUCUUUGGACAAUGUGUCUGCUAAAUACCAAGUCUCUCCUAGGGAGAUCCUCCUACCCUGAUGACUACAAGUGGCAAAGUUAAAACAAAAUUUGAUGCUGUCAAAUUGUUAAAUUGAUUUCACACAGCAUUUUCAGUCGGUUCAGUCUCUAAUUCAAAUAGAUGCAGCUAGGUGAAAUUCUAACAGCACAAAAUCUGGGAGAUACUGGGAAUUGCCAGGGAAUUUGAAGAAAUCGAGUGCUCGGAUCCUCUCAUUUGCAAUGGAGUUUGGACUGAAAACUUGUUUGCUUUUUAACAGUGAUGACCUCAAGCGUUGAUGAUCGUAACCCUGAAUACAGCAGCUGCCUGUAUACUCACUGUCCAGGUUUUGUGGUGUCACACUUGUUCCUAUUUCUCCACACACACAGGGGGAACAAUCGCUUGUCAUGACUAUUCCUCUGUUAAUUUCUUAAUACUCUCCAUUUGAUUUGUUCCCUCUUUGUUUUCUUCCAGUGUGCCGCUUUGGAGGUGGCUGCGAUUUGCUAUGUAUUGUCCUGGCUGCCUUUGUUCUUUACUUCCCAUUCUAUUCCGGCCCUCCUGCCCCAGGGGCUCCCCGGCGCUCUGCUUGUGGGUGACUUCACGCCCGCUGCGGCUCGCUCCUCAAGCCCUCCCUAGUGGCAGAGAACAAACCGCACUUUUCACUCCAAAAAUCUCUUUUUUAAAGAGCUGGCUUUCCAGUGUUCUUGCCAGCAUUUUGCCCCGGCUGAAGGCACGUCGGCGCCCGCCCAGCGACACAGACAUCCCGCCACUAGCUGCCGUACAACAUGGCGGCGCCCGCCGCCCACUCGUACCGCCGGCUCAGAGGAAGCGUCCGCCACUCUAAGGCUCCCGGCCAUGAUGAAAUCCCACAAUGCCAUUUUGAGAGGGUGAGGUGAAGGGGGAGAAAAGGGCAAUAAAAAAUGGCCAAGCAAACAGCCGUGACGAUUACUUUGGCGACCCUGCUGGGUGUUGCACUGGGGGGCCUGGUUUUGUGGAAAGCGACCCAGCGUCGGAAAGGAAAAACACACUGUAGUAGUCAGCAAGAGGAAGCAACAGUGAAGUCUGAAGAUGAGAAACUCAUUAAGGCAGAGGAUAAGAAGGUGCUUUCCUUCUUCAAAUCUCCCACCUUUUUCUGGUUAGAGAGGACCCUUGGUGCAGACAUAGUAAUAGUUUCAGAGCAGGAGGAGUGGGAUCAUGUUGAGCCAUUGCUGAAGAAGGAGCUGGAGAAGUGGCCGGUUCUUGGAAUUGACUGUGAGUGGGUAUCUGUGGAGGGAAAAGCAAAUCCUGUAUCCCUGUUACAGAUGGCUUCUUCCAGUGGCCUCUGCAUUCUUGUUCGGUUGCCCAGGCUUGUUGCCAGUGGCCAGACUCUUCCAAAGACCCUGUUGGACAUCAUGGCAGAUAGUGCUGUGUUGAAAGUUGGAGUAGGAUGCUGGGAAGAUGCUUGCAAAUUGCUUCAUGAUUAUGGCCUUCCAGUCAAAGGGAGCAUGGAUCUCCGGUAUUUAGCCAUGAGACAGCGGAAGGAUCUACUUCACAACUGCCUUAGCCUUAAGUCUUUAGCAGAAAAAGUCCUGAACUUCCCACUUGACAAGUCUCCUCAUGUGCGUUGCAGCAACUGGGAAGCAGAAGAACUGACACAAGAUCAGGUUCUCUAUGCUGCUAGGGAUGCCCAGGUCUCAGUGGCUCUGUUCUUUCAUUUGCUGGGAUUUGCCAGCCACCCUGAUACAUCUGAAGGUGAAAACUCUCUCACUAAUUGGGAGAAAGUACAGGGUAAAUGCCAGGGCUUGGUGGAUAUCCCAUUUAGAGGAAGGAAGAGUGGCAGCACAGGAGAGGAGAAGAGUGGAGAGGUACGUUCCCCUCAGAAAACAAAGAAUCGGAAAUCUUGGGUGAAUGGCCACCCCCCUGGCAAUCAGCAAAUGAGAGAUCCACGGAGACAGAAGCGAAAGCCUCUGGGUGUGGGAUAUUCUGCACGAAAAUCUCCAUUGUAUGACAACUGCUUCCUGCAUGCACCAGAUGGACAGCCCCUGUGCACUUGUGAUCGCAAGAAGGCUCAGUGGUAUUUGGACAAGGGGAUUGGAGAGCUAGUUAGCACAGAUCCUUUUGUUGUGAAGCUGCGGUUUGAGCCUUCAGGACGUCCUGAAUCUCAAGUUGAUUAUUAUCUGACAGUCAAGGAAAACCUCUGUGUUGUGUGUGGCAAGCGAGAAUCCUAUAUCCGGAAGAAUGUUGUUCCUCACGAAUACCGAAGACACUUCCCCAUCCAGAUGAAGGACCACAACUCGCAUGACGUGCUCCUGCUCUGCACAUCCUGCCAUGCCAUCUCCAAUUACUAUGACAACCACCUCAAGCAGCAGCUGGCCCAGGAGUUCGGGGCUCCGAUCGGCUCUGAGGAAGGUGUGCGUCUCCUGGAGGACCCUCUGCGCAGGCAAGUGCGCUCGGGGGCGCGAGCCCUGCUGAAUGCAGACAGCCUGCCUGACCCCCGAAGGGCAGAGCUGCUGCAAAGCAUCAAGGACUUCUAUAACACAGACACAGUCACUCCAGAGAUGCUCCAGGCAGCAGCUGGUCUGGAAACCAGGAUCUGCAAUGAGAGCUACGUGCCACAUGGGCUGAAGGUGGUGCAGUGUUGUGCUAAAGGAGGCCUGCGCUCUCUUAUGCAGCUGGAAAGACGCUGGCGGCAGCAUUUCUUGGACAGCAUGAAGCCCAAACACCUCCCAGAGCAAUGGUCAGUGGACCAUAACCAUGUGAAGUUGAUCCAAAAAUAUGGGGAGGAUCUUCAGAUCAAGCUGUCAUGAAAUUAACUUCCUGGACUCUGGGUACUGUCUAAUGGACAUCUGUAACUGAAGAUGGAAAGACAAUUUUUAUUUCUAUGUCUACACUAACACCUGGGGCCUGGGUUUGCAAAAGGGCAGCAGUAGAUCUGCCAGAUUUUCCAGUUAGAGUUAAAUUUGACAGUUUAUAGAGUUAAAUCCCUUGACUUUCAGGUUUGGAAGUUUAAUCCUAGUUUGUCACUUACUAGUUUGGUGCAAGAGUGAUAAGGGAACUUGUCUUCUCAAAGUGACUGUGAAGAAACAUUUUCUAGCCCCCAGGAUGUCUGAUGCCUUCAUACCAUCUCUCAUAAUAAAGUGAGUCCAGAGAAAGGCAACAAAAGCACAAUAGAUGAAUGUUUCUAGAUGUUCUGACAUACAUUUGUGCCCUUGACUUUGCCUUGAGAGUCUUUAUCUUGAGGGUCUUCUUGAUAAAAAUUUUUCUUUCUUUUCAGUGCAGUUGUACUUAUAAGAGUUCUUCCUAGAGAAGACCCCCUGCCAGAGAUUCCUUGUUUGGAAGAAGUGAAGAAACCUUAUUUUUUGCAGAUUCUGAGCUGUCCCAGCAUUGCAGAUAGGCCUCAGCAAGUUUCCUGGUAGCAGGUGCCUGAUGAGAAGUGACACUCUGGCAGUAUGGAAAUACCCAUGCCAAGUCUUUUGUUAAACAGCUUCCAGUAACACAGAGUUUGUAAAAAUUGCUUUUCCUAGUUCUGCUUGUUUGUCAUGACUAGUGUGCUCACGCGUGCAGGGCUGUUACAGAGAUGGGGUGGCAUAACUCCUGUGACUGGAGUGUUGGAAUGGAAGGAUGCAGGCUCUUCAGGAAGAGGAGGCACUGGAGGCGAGGAGGAGGUGUCACCUUCUAUGUCAAUGGCUGGUUGGAGUGCAUGGAGCUCCAUUUGGAGUGCAUGGAGCUCAGCCUAGGGAUGGAUGAGGAGUCCAUCAAGAACUUAUGGGUCAGGAUUAAAGGGAGGGAAAACACAGGUGACAGAGGGGAUCUGCUACAGGUUGCCCAACCAGGAAGACCGAGAGGAUGAAGCCCUCUAUAGGUAAGAGCAACCUCGUGUUCACAAGGCCUAGUCUUCAUGGGGGACUGCAGCCACCCCAUAUCUGUUGGAGAGGCAACACAGCAGGGCAUAAGCAAUUCAGGAGGUUCCUGGAAUGCAUUGAUAACUUUUCCAGAAAGCCAACUGCAUCAUGGGCUGCAUCAAAAGAGGCAUGACCAGCAGGUCAAGGGAGGUAAUUCUUCCCCUCUAUUCUGCUCUUGUGAGACCACUUGGUGUACUGUGUCCAGCACUGUGGCCCCCAAUAUAAUAGAGGAAGUCCAAAGGAGGGCUACAAAGAUUAUUAGAAGGCUGAAGCACCUGUCCUAUGACUUCUUACAAGAGUGUGUAGUGAUAGAACAAGGAUUAGUGGAUUUAAACUCGAAGAGGCUAGGUUUAGAUUAGGUAUUGGGGAGAAAUUCUUUGCUGUGAAGGUGGUGAGGCAAUGGAAGAGGUUACCUGAGAAGCUGUGAGUGCUUCAUCCCUGGAAGUGUUCAAAGCAAGGUUGGAUGGAGGUAUGAGCAACCUGGUCUAGUGGAAGGUGGCCCAGUCUAUGGCAGGGAUGUUGGAACUGGAUGUUCUUUGGAGUCCCAACCCAAACCAUUCAGUGAUUGAAUACCACUUGGUGAGUACCUUUUUGUAUCAGAAUGAAAUAAGGACAGGUACCUCAAAAGGGAUGAGAGGAAACAAUUUAAAGACCAGAAGCUUUUAAAAGACCUGAUCACACGUGGCAAAAAAUGGAAAAUCUGAUGUUUUAUACCUGGAUUUGACAUGUGUGGUGGUGAGCAGGUUAUACUCUCUUCAUGCCAGUUUCUCUGUCUCUAAAAUGAGACUAAUAAUACUUAACUAUCUCACAAAGGUGUUGUGAGUCUUAAAUAACUCAUGUUUUUGUAAAAUGCUUUGAAAAUAUGAGCUAGUGUGUGCUAAUUGGUGUUGCUGUUUUUUAAGAUGUGCUGCUAACUUCAUUAAAUAUUCAUGUUUUUUGUCUGGUGCUAGACCUUAGUUAAAGAUAACUUUUUAAAACUACACACUCCUUUCUGUAAAAUUCCUUUUGAUGAUUUUGCUUGCAUGAGAUGAGUGUGCUUCUACUGAAUGAUGAAGCUAUGCUCAACUUUUAUACGCCUCUGUAAAGAAGUUUCAGUAAAACCCUUAUCUUCCCACUGCUGUGUGUAGCACAGUUGACCCACAUAAUUUUAGAACAUUUGGGCAGAAUCCUGGACCUGCUGUGAUUGUGGCUGAAACUGUCCCUUAUCAGAUAAUUCAAGAAAUUUUACAGGCCAGGGGUAAAAGCACUGUUUGUAGCAGAGAUUGUUUGAGAUAAGUAGGAGCCAUGGAGAGAAAUGGUACAUUAAUGCCAUCCCAGAGGAGCUGCAAUAGCAGCAUGAGGAAUCAAAGGUUCAUGAUAAAUACUACUUAUCACAGAGCUGCAAAUGAGAUAAUUUUCAUUAUAAGGUCAAUCUUUUUCCUGUACCACUGGCAAGUCUUAACAAAAAAUCUUCUAGCCAAAUGUGGUAUGUCUCUGUGCUCAUUCACACAGCUGAUUAUAAUCCCAGCACGACCUUCCUGCCUACAGCAGCAGUUUGGAUAUAACUAUUUCUCUCCAAAGCAUUUAGAGCAUGUGUUCAGAUAGUGCUAUAUCCUGUCUCCAUCUGAUCGGGGUGUUGAGAGCUCUCUGCGUGACUCAGGAACUCCUUUUCUGUCAUCAGGAGUACAAGGUGUCCAUUUCACCUCUUUGUUCUGCUUUGUUUUUAGUCCCUUUGUUCUGAUGUAGGAACUCCUGCUCAAACUCUUUAAUGGAACCGAUUGGCUGACCACAGGGUCAGGUCUUUUCUGUUUGUGAGACUAGAAAGUAAUGUGGAGACAAGAACUGGACUGCAGGUCCUCUAUUUUUAAGGAGCGAGUGGUAUCAUUGAAGAGGGUUUCUUUCAAAUCACUUGUUCAGAAAUAGAGACUAGCAAGGAGAACUUCUCAAGUAUUUUCUAAGCUAAGAUUCUUUGUUGUUUGUAAGAUAUCCUUACCAUGCAUAAUUUUAAUUCAGUCUGAAAGAAGAGGGGGAGAAAUAUAUUUAUUAUGCAGAAAUAGAUUUGCUUUAUUUUACUAUGAUUUUAAAUUUUCUACCAGUCUAUAGAUAAAACUUCCUUGUAUGUCUCUGUUGCUAAUUGUUACAUUCUAUAAAAAUUUACUCUUUUACCAGACUUACCACUUUUGAAGUUCUUUUGUUCCUUUCUUGCAUGCUUCUUUUUCUCUUCUUUCCUUGUCUUACCCAGUCCUUACAGUAACACCUGGACCUCACCCUCCAAGCUUCCCUUUCCAGUGUCUUCCCUGAUUUGUGUGUCAGAGAUCAGCUGUGGAAGAGCCCAUGCUGGGGGCAAUACUGUACUUCUAAGCAGUGGGAUGGGAUUGUGAGCUUGCUCAGGUAUGUUUGAAUAGUGGAUUCAGAUGCUGUCCUUGGCCUGGUCAUUUGGGUCAGUCAUGGCUGCAGAUCUACUUUUGUUCAAAAUGAAACCUUAGAUUUUUCUUAGCCUGAGCAUUCAUCUAGGUUGCCCCAAGUAUUUUACUUUAAGUGGGACAGUCCUGCACUUAAUGACACACAUCCAUUUGGUCUUUGCUGGGGGAGAAUUGGCAAUGUUGUCUGUAUGGGCUGGCUUUCACAACAUGGGAUUUUUCUUUCUGUUGCUUGUCACUUCACAUUUUUAAGUUUCUCCAAAGUAUGCUGCCAGAGAUGGGGGAGGGAAAUUUUCCCUUUUACCUGGUGCUUGGUGUCACCUACCUCAAACUGCUCCUUGCAGGUUAGCAGGGAGCACAUCUCAUCUGCUGAGAUCCCUAAACAUGUCUUGGCUUAUGAAUUCCCUGCAGAACUUGCUUCCAUUCUUUUUGUUUCAUGUGUGUUGCCCAUGGGAAAAAGAUGUUCUUCUGUAAGAGUACAACUGGGCACAAAUCUCCAGAGACACACCUCUGGAGUGGGAGAAGCAAUGGCCCUAGAAGCUCUUCCUCCAUGGGCUACAAACAGUUUUCUGUCUUUCCAAACACUACAGUUUGUGUUUUUUCUUGAUUUUUCAAUAAGUUAGACAUUACUACAAGGUGCAGGAUUUACCAGCAGGGCAGCAUUAUCUGUUGCAGGUGCAGUAGGUGCUGCACUUUUGAGCAGACCAUACAUGACAUAUUAAUUAUGCUGCUGACAGUUUUGGCAUUUGGAGUGCCUUAGUUUUCCUCCUUUGACAGUCUCUAAAGGUCCCAGCUGUCACACCUGUGACUGACAGGAUUGAAGACAACAUAUCCCUGUGGGCUUGCAUUUUUUUCUGUUUGGUAUUCAAUAAUGGCAGGGAUGGGAAGCUCUCUUCCUGUUUCAUUUCUGUUGGUCUGGCUCCUUAGGGAGUAUCUGAACUCUACACUGUCUGUAACAUGGUUUUUGUGGGAGCUUUUCUGUGAAGGUAAUGUGGUUGUCUUGAGAAGUACCUUGCUGCCUUGGGCCCAUACCUGAAUGACUUGGAGGAGCUGGGUCUUUUCUCAUGCAAAGGGAGCCUCCAAAACAAGAAGUCACCUGCCUGUCUGCAGUGUUCUGUAUUCAUUUCUAGUCUGAACCAGAAAGUCAAUUCUCAUCCCUGCUCCUUGAUCUCCUCCUUCUUUUGGGGCCUCCACUGCUGUCCAGACCUGUAAGACCUUCUUCAUUCCCACAGGCUGCCUUUGAUGUAAUGGCCCCUACUCCCAAAGAACAUCUCCUUUGAUAUUCUUUGGGAGUACGAGCCAUUACAAAGAACUUUCUCUUCUGCUUACUACCAUACUAUUGGCAUAAGGAUUUUCCUCACCCUGAGGGGUACAUUGUUCUGGAGAAAGGCAGAGGCUGUUUGAGCUAAGUGCAAAGAAGAUAUAUCCAGCUUUCUUUGGGACUUACUGAAGGAGCCACAGUGAGCGCUCUUCUAUUAGCCCUGCAUCAAAGGGGUUUUGUUAAAUGCUUUUACAGGUAAAGAGGGCAAUGCAAGUAAGCCAACAUAGUUAAGCUUAGUAGAGAGAAAAAAAUGCUAAAAGCCAAAUAAACAUGCAUGGAACAUAAUUUAUCUUAAUCAAAACAUAUUCCUCUAUCACUGUGAAUUCUACCAUGAAGAGCAGGCAGCUCUUGUAAGGAUUUUCUGUGCCAAGGUUAGUGCUACAUUCUCUCUUGCCACUUAACUGUAAUGGAACUUGUUUCUGUCUUGAAUUAGCCAGUGUGAUGCUACCUGGGGUCUCAGUGGUGUUGGUCGCCAGGAAACAAAGCAAAACCAUCUCUCUCUUAUUACUUUCUUUUGCAAGCUAUUGGAUAAGUUCAGCUUUGAGAUGGGGCGGGGGGAGUAAAGAGAAAAGAAAAAAAGGAUGGAGGCUUUUGCUGUAAAAUAGAGAUGUCAUCUUCAGAUAACAAGAAGCCAUUUCCUUGUACAGGAAAAACUUCAGCUUCGUCUAAAGAUGAUAGGAAAUAUGGCUUCUAUCUUUCUUUGCUUAAAAAGUGAAAGAUUGUGCAGUGGUUAAGAAGGAAAAAAGGAGAAGGCAUUUAUGUAUCUCGGCAUGAAUGUGACAAGCCUGUAAAAAGGGUACUAGGCAGCUGUCAGAAAUGCAGGCUUAAGAGAAAAACUGCCUGUCCAAACUCCCUUCACAAUAACCCUGCUGCUCUAAGAAGCUGCUUCACAUUGUGUCAUGCUCUGUGGGGAUCUGAAACAUAUCUGUUUCACAUUGAUUAACAGCAAGUCUUUUCCAAUUGAUUGUUCUAUGAAAAUUGUCAGACAGUACUUUGUAUUAGCUGAGAUCUGCCAGUUGCUUUUCCUUUUUUCCUCUGCCAUGACUCUGUCCAGGGCUUUUAGCCAUAAAUAAAAGCAGGGAGACUGUC